CCCCGCGCCCAGCCUGCCCUCUUCCGCUGUCGCUGUAGGAAUGGAAACAUCUGCCCCACGUGCCGGAAGCCAGCUUGCGGCGACGACGGCGCGCCACUCCGCGUCCUAUCGCGCUGAGCCCCUGCGGCUGUCAUCGCGAGACGAGCUCGCCGAAAUGGCCGCGUCCGCUCAAGGAAACUUUGAGGGAAAUUUUGAUUCACUGGAUCUUGCAGAAUUUGCUAAAAAGCAGCCGUGGUGGCGCAAGCUGUUCGGGCAGGAAUCUGGGCCUUCAGCCGAAAAGUAUAGUGUGGCAACCCAGCUGUUAAUUGGAGGCGUCACUGGAUGGUGCACAGGUUUCAUAUUCCAGAAGGUUGGAAAGUUGGCUGCAACAGCUGUGGGAGGUGGAUUUUUUCUCCUUCAGCUUGCAAACCAUACUGGGUACAUCAAAGUUGACUGGCAGCGAGUAGAGAAGGACAUGAAGAAAGCCAAGGAACAGCUGAAGAUCCGUAAGAGCAACCAGAUACCUACAGAGGUCAAAAGCAAAGCAGAGGAGGUGGUGUCAUUUGUGAAGAAGAAUGUUAUAGUGACUGGUGGAUUUUUCGGAGGCUUUCUCCUUGGCAUGGCAUCCUAAAGAGGACAACGUCACUUCCAUUAUUCCUGGUUUUUCUAACCAGCAGCCUCUUCACUCCAUCAUUAGGACAUCAGUCUCCUCGUCCUCUUAUCCCAUGCCUUCCUCCCUGCUAUGGCAUAUCUGAAUGGCUUCUAUAGGCAUCUGUUGGUACAAGUUGAUAUGGCCCUACUGUGAGCUUGACAGCACUGGAAGAAACAAUAGACAUUAGCUCUUCUCCCAGCACACUCCCCACUUGACUAAUCUAUAGGUCAGCAAGAAUGUUCCUUUCCCCACUACAUAAGAUACCAGAACAAGGUGCAAGGUGGCUUGCCAUGGAGGAUGAAUGGAUCCUCAAAGGCUGUCCCAAACUUGAUUUGGAAAAGAAAUAACAAGCACAUAGAUAGAUACCUUAUUAUGUGCUGCAUGGAAAGGAACUGAAUACAUUUGCCUUUAAGCAUGAAAUAUUUUUGUACCUUAGUGUCUACUUUCUUUAUUAGUUGGUUUUAGAUUAUGGAAAGAGAGCUGUUUAUAUCUGCUAUAAUUAUCCUGACAAAAAUGGAAGCAUAAGCACUGUAAUUAAAAAUCUGAAUAUGGAAUGCACUUGUGCUGAAUAUGGAAUGAAAAAGUAUAUAUGCUGAGCUGAAGGUAUUGUGUUUGGUAGGAGGGUCUUUAUGGAAGCCAACCAAUAGAUAACAUUGUUGGAUGGUCACACUUAGUGAAUCAUUUAGAGGCAUUAAGAUAUUAUCCAGGGAUGUUUUCCACCAUAUAGAAUAAUGCAUUUCUUGGCUAUUUCCAAAGGGUUUUUUAAUAGGAAAAUAACUGGUUUUAGGUGGGAGAGGGAAGAAGCUCUUGGAUUUUUACUUCAUAGGAAAGGUUUUAAGCUUGUAUUCUUUAUCUCUUGUCAAAGCAUUAGGAGUAACCAUAGCUCCUCUGUGCCAGUUCUACUAUUUCUUUAUCCAGUUAGUAUGAAAUAGAUAACAUUUGAACCAGACUUUUAAAGAGGUAGCAUUCCAGGCAUUCAGAAUUGAGAACAGUAGCAGUAGUCGCACGUGUAAAAUAAAUUAUUUCCAUCAUCAAAUGUAAUCUGUUGUCUCAUGAUGACCCCAACUCUUAGAGUUAUUCUUUAAAAUAAAAGUUUAUGCACACACACA
Equus caballus (horse) is the source of this 1740-nucleotide messenger RNA. RefSeq names its product FUN14 domain containing 2 (gene FUNDC2). Gene Ontology annotation, cellular component: mitochondrial outer membrane. The record is from RefSeq and is a predicted model, not a curated record. Lineage: Eukaryota; Metazoa; Chordata; Mammalia; Perissodactyla; Equidae. Gene Ontology annotation, biological process: autophagy of mitochondrion.